CGCGGCCAUGGCGGCGGAGGGUCGGGCGGCGGCUGCCGAGCUGCAGCCGGAGGGGGACGCGGAGGGCGGCGGCGGCGGCGAGCCGGAGGGCGGCUUCGGGCAGCUGCUGGAGGAGGAGGAGGACGGCGAGGACGCCGGCUACGUGCUCUACAGGGACAGGAAGGAAUGGGCAGAUAUUGAACCUGUCCCUCAAAAUGAUGGGCCAAAUCCUGUUGUUCAGAUCAUCUACAGUGAAAAAUUUCGAGAUGUCUAUGAUUACUUCCGAGCUGUUCUGCAGCGGGAUGAGAGGAGCGAAAGAGCUUUCAAGCUAACAGCAGAUGCCAUUGAGUUAAACGCUGCAAACUACACAGUAUGGCAUUUCCGGAGAGUCCUCCUGCAGUCUUUGGGAAAAGAUCUCCACGAGGAACUUAAGUAUAUUACAGCUAUCAUUGAAGAUCAGCCAAAGAACUACCAAGUCUGGCAUCACAGACGAGUGUUGGUGGAGUGGCUGCAGGAUCCAUCUCAAGAGCUUGAGUUCAUAGCUGACAUUCUUAACCAAGAUGCCAAAAACUACCAUGCGUGGCAACACAGACAGUGGGUUAUUCAGGAGUUCAAAUUAUGGGACAAUGAACUGGAAUAUGUAGACCAGCUUUUGAGAGAAGAUGUGAGAAACAACUCUGUUUGGAACCAACGACACUUUGUCAUUUUCAACACCACUGGCUACGAUGAUCCAGCAGUCCUAGACAGAGAAGUCCGGUACACUCUUGAGAUGAUCAAAGCAGUGCCACAUAAUGAGAGUGCUUGGAACUAUUUAAAAGGGAUUCUGCAGGAUCGUGGUCUUUCUAAGUAUCCAAACCUGUUAGAGGAACUGUUGAAUUUACAGCCCAGUCAUAGUUCACCCUAUCUGAUUGCCUUCCUUGUGGACAUAUAUGAAGAUAUGCUUGAAAACCAGUGUGAUAACAAGGAAGAAACACUGAACAAGGCAUUGGAGUUGUGUGAAAUUCUGGCUAAAGAAAAAGACACCAUUCGAAAGGAAUACUGGAGAUACAUUGGAAGGUCCCUUAAGAGCAAGCACAGUUCAGGCACUGAACAGACCAGCACACUGACAGAUAAGCCACAGUAACUGAAUAUGGAAGAAAACAGUGUUAAGCUCUCAAGCCGUUCUAAAGCAAUACUAAGUAGUGUCAUAAACUCGUUUGAAAUCCUGUGUAGUAUUCCCCCAGUGAGGAGAUGUUGCAAUGAAAGAGGAGUGCAGAGUGCUGUGUAGUCCUGGAUCACUGCUGCUUCUGGCGAUAGCUCUAGGCGCAGUUAAGAAAUCACAGAAUAUGCUAACUUGGAAGGGACCCACAAAGAUCAUCAAGUCCAUCUCUUAGCUCUGCACAGGACCAUCCCCAAGAGUCACACCAUGUGCCAUCAUCCAAACACCUCUUGAACUCUGUCAGGCUUGGUGCUGUGAGCACUGCCCUGGGGAGCCUGUUCUAGUGCCCAGCCACCCUCUGGGUGAAGAACCUUUUUCUAAUAUCCAACCUCAACCUCCCUGGGCACAGCUUCAGGCCAUUCCCUUGGGUCCUGUCACUGGUCACCACAGAGCAGAGAUCAGUGCCUGCCCCUCCUCUUCCCCUCAUGAGAAAGUUGCAGGCUUCUCCCCCCAGUCUCCUCCCGGCUGAGGAACAUUUGCCAGCUUCAAGUUGAGUUGUGGCUUCCCCAAGAUCACUCAGAAAUUAUCGAGAAAGGUUUUGCAACGACAUCAGCCAGCUCUUUGAGGAUUCUGGGAUGAAGCCUAUCAGGCUCAAUAGAUUUUUAAGGAUCCAGCUGGAGCAGCAGAUCCCACACAAUUUCAGGUUUGACUGGGAGUUGAUCAUUCUGGCAGUCAUGGUCCUCCUGCUCAGGGCACGGAGACCCCCCCUUGGUCAGUCAUGCGUGUUGAACACAGGCAAAGAAUGUGUUAAACAGCUCUGCCUUAUCUCUGUCCCUGUGUGUGAGGUGACCAUCUAAGGCAUAUUAAUAUAAUACAAACCACACAGACCCGACUAGUUUAGGGGUUCACAGGCAAAUCCUCUUUAUUCAAAUCAGACAACACCUUAUAUAUGUGGGUUCAAAGUAACAUAUGACUCCCUUGACCAAUCACCAAGGGCAUCUCACUACCCAUGAGUGUGGGAGUACUUGGGAACUACAUCUCCCCAGGCACUGUUCAGCACCCUUCCUGAAACCCAACUCCCCUCUUCUUUAUUAUUAUGAGGAAAUACAGAACAUUGCAUAUAACAGUACAUUUUAAACUUCGUAAACCCUCUUUAACAAUCACCACUGCAUCACAGUGACUCAGCUCACUGCCCACCUUGGUCUCUCAACAAACUUACUUUGUUGAGAGGUUUGUAUGUAUUUGGGAUAAACAACAACUUUAUUAACCUGAGGGUUUUUGCAUAACUGGGUAAAACAUUGACUUUGACUUCCCCAAGGGCUUGCAUGUAAUUGGUAACCAGGAGAAGUUCAACUCCAUUUCAAGAAAAGGGCCCUUAGAGAGCAAGUGUUACAUGAUACAAGUGUUAUUUGUUCAGGGCACAUGAAACAUAAGUAUCUCCAAGUCUACAUACAUACAUGUCCACACAGCUUCUCUCAUUCAUUCACACCAAGGUAGCUGCCUUUUCCAACGUGCUUGCAGCAAACGUGGGUAGAGCCCUUCCCAAAUCUUCGUUCGUGAAGCCCAGCCAUGAUGAUGAGCUACCUUUUCACACUCAUACGUAAGUGGCCACUUCAUUCAUCUUCAUUCAUGCAUACUUAGAAUUUUUAUUAUGUCUCUAUUUAAAUCACGAAGUUUGGGUUUUUGUAGAGGUUAUUAAUUGUGUGUUUCUUAGUCUGUCACUUCUGGUAAUCAUGUCUGGCAGCUGUACCGGAUCACAUGUUUUAAGCACACUUCCUCAAGCUGGGACGCUCGACAAGCUGUCCGUGGGCAAGGUGGUGCAGCAUGGCCACCACGUGGCUGCAGUGUGGCAGUGCCUCGUGGACUCAAGGUCUGUCUUUCCCUAACAAUCACACAGUCCAUGCCACGUGCUCGCUCCUGCCCACGUGAAACCCAGCCCAAGUCCUUUGUUAGGUCCUUUAGGUUUGCAAACGGUCCCCUGUCUGCUCAUGGUUCUGCCCCACCCCCGUGUCUGCUCCUAUGUUUGGUGGAGUCCUUUGUGUGUUAGGGCUCAUGGGGUGAACAACAGGUUUAAAGUUUUGCUCCAUGGACAAAUUUGUGAGUUGUAUGUGAGAUUUUUAAAGUGUCCGCAUAUUCUAUCUCUCCUUUCUCUCGAGCAGUCUCUCCAAAUUUUUUUUCAAGCAGUCACACCAAGGAUUCUACUUAACAGAAUCCUACAUAGUUGUUUCUAUCAUUUCCCUUGAAUUUUAACUUCCCAUGCCAGCUGCUUACCUCGAGUUCUCUGUAGCGUUAGCUUUUCUCCUUUCAAAGCUUUACUCUGCCAGGUCUCUCAUGUGCACAAUACUUAGAUUCUCGGAGCUCCACUCAGUCCUCUGCUACACAACAUCCCAGUCAUCUUUUUGCACUGGUAUUCCACGUCCUUUGUUUAACGACGUUUUCUGCCUGCUUUUAGCUCCGUUUACAAAGUCUGACUUUUUUUCAGAGAAAAGCAUCCCAAGUUUUUAAAACAAACUCAUUCGAACGCUACUGUAAUUCUCCUUGUUGCAAGGCAGUCUCUAAUCAUCCCCGACACAGGGUUGUGCCCCACGUUGGGCACCAGGUAAGGCGCAUUAAUAUAAUACAAACCACAUAGACCCGGCUAGUUUGGGGGUUCACAGCUGAAUUCUCUUUAUUCAAGUCAGGCAACACCUUAUAUAUGUGGGUUCAAAGUAACACGUGACUCUCUUGACCAGUCACCAAGGGCAUCUCAGUGCCCAUGAGUGUGGGAGUACUUGGGAACUACAUCUCCCCGAGUGCUUUUCAGCACCCUUCCUGAAACCCGACUCCUACAACCAUGCUCAUCCUGUAACGGGCCGAUGAUAUUUCUAUACUGCCUAUUGCCAUUAAUGUGUUGGAAAAAGCUUUUUAUUGUCCCCCACAUUUUGGCAGCUUCAACCCCAGAGCUUUGGCUAUAUGAAUUUUCUCCCUACAGUGGCAAGGAGCAUCUCUGAAUUCUUUCCGUGUCACUUGACCUUGCUUCCACUGGGCAUAGACUUUCCUCUUUUGCCUUAUUUCUGAGAGAAGAUCCGUGCUGCACUGAGCUAGCCUUCUGCCUCAGCUGGUUGACUUCCAGCAUUUGGGAAUUGCUGCUCCUGUGCCCUUAGGAGGUGAUGUUUGAAAAGUGACCAGCACUGAUGGACCCCAGCAUCUGCAAAAAAACAUUUUCCCAGGGGACCUUACUUACUGAUUCCCUGAGCAGCCUGAAGUCUGCUUUCCUCAUGUCCAGAGUUGAGGGUUUGCUGGCACUUUUCUUCCUGUCAAGGAGAUUUUAAGCAAUUUUAAACUCAAUCACUUCAUGAUCACUGUGGCCAAGAGGCCACAAGUCUCCACGUUAACGAGAUCCACUCUGUGGACAAGCAGCAGAUCAAGGAGGGCAUCUUUCCAAGUCAGCUCCCUCAGGAUCUGUUCCAUAAAGUUGUCCAAUUUUUUUUUAGGAAUCUUUUGGCCCAGGUUUUAUUAAGGCUUAAUUAUUGAAAUGUACCAAGUAAAGGUUUUAGUUCCUACCUAAAAAUACAUAAAGCUGUACCUACUAUUUUGGCAGUACUCAGUUAAUUGUUGGACUUGAUAUUAGAGGUUUUUUCCAAAAUAAGCUAUUCUGUGAUUCGUUGAGGCAUAAAAAAAAUUUCUCAUGUCCUGGCUUACCCACUUGUGGUUCCUAACACUGUCUCAUCAGAUGCAGUAAUGACUGCAGUUAAUUUAGCUGUAGUGGAUAUAAAGUAACAUGGUUAGUGCAAGCAGGCUCUGCAGUUGUUGCCUUAUGUGGGAGCAGCUGUGCAAAGCUGUCAGCAUAAGCUAUUAUAUGCAACUAACUCCAAGUGUAAUUUUGUAAUAAAAAUAUAACUUAAAGCAUUUGUCUGAAUUCUUUUAGUGUGUUUCUUUUGGUCUUCAUGUGUGCGUAGUUUGUUCUUCUCAGAUGCUAGUAGAGAUAAAAUAUCCCCUUUCACAGAUAUUGGAUUCUAUCACAGUGAGGUGCCUUUUGCACUGAGUAUUCUUAACCUGGAAACUUUCAGUUGAAUACUUGAUGUAUUCAGUGGAGCCUUGAGUUCUUAUCUGCACAGUCAGGAAAAAUCCUUUGAGGAUCUUAGAAGAUCUACUUAGUUUUUUCUUGGAAUUCUGUUCAGACGGCUGAAAAUCUGAUUUUUUUAAUGUUUUUAUUCACCCUUUGUAACCAGAUCGAACUGAAGUCACAGGUCAGGAGAUUGACUGGUAAUGUUAUGUAUCUUCUCUGAACUGGAAGGGAAAGAAUGGCUUUAUUUGGGACCUCUUUGCAUGAGAUGUCUUAACCUUGUUGUACCUUUUCCUACCUUUUCCAUGCAUAUAUUCAGCCAAGGAGUAUUUUUCCUCCCCUUUGUGAAAGAUAGAAGGCACCUGCAGUGCAGAACUGCGAUGGACGUCUAUACCUGCGCCUGCACCACAUCUACCCUGUUUUCAGGAAAAAGUUAUUGUAAACUGUGUUCUUACAGAGUGCUUGUCUGAUAUGAAACAUUUCACUGGAAAUGAUCGUAAAGGGAACAAACAAAUGCUGAUAUUUAUUCCAUAAUAUAAUCUGUCUUUCUGACAUUAAACAUUAAAAGCUGCUACU
This is a messenger RNA of Chiroxiphia lanceolata (lance-tailed manakin), 5738 nucleotides long. It is a transcript of the gene FNTA, whose product is annotated as farnesyltransferase, CAAX box, alpha. Gene Ontology annotation, cellular component: protein farnesyltransferase complex; cytoplasm; CAAX-protein geranylgeranyltransferase complex. Lineage: Eukaryota; Metazoa; Chordata; Aves; Passeriformes; Pipridae. The record is from RefSeq and is a predicted model, not a curated record. The coding region runs from base 8 to 1102 and encodes 364 amino acids. The transcript is spliced from 9 exons. Gene Ontology annotation, molecular function: protein farnesyltransferase activity; CAAX-protein geranylgeranyltransferase activity. Gene Ontology annotation, biological process: protein farnesylation; protein geranylgeranylation.